Molecule: messenger RNA, 2824 nt
Organism: Seriola aureovittata
Lineage: Eukaryota; Metazoa; Chordata; Actinopteri; Carangiformes; Carangidae
Product: globoside alpha-1,3-N-acetylgalactosaminyltransferase 1-like
Exons: 11
Coding region: 79-1161 (360 amino acids)
Biological process (GO): carbohydrate metabolic process
Cellular component (GO): Golgi apparatus; membrane; vesicle
Molecular function (GO): hexosyltransferase activity
Source: RefSeq, a predicted model, not a curated record
ACCUGUGCAGAGGAGGGCUUCAUUGAAACAGCCUGGUUCGACAGUAGUCUGUAAGUAAUCCGGAGAAUUACUAGAAAUAUGAUACGCUCCAUUUCCAGGACUCAUUUUAUCUGCUGUGGUGCCUUUCUUCUCAUCCUUUUGGGAGCCAUCUAUGUCUACUCAGGAUAUCCACCUCUAUUCAACAGCUUUUGCCAGCCAUGUGAUAAUUUCCGUGAUCCAGAAUUAAAGUUUAUAGAGAUCAAGGGUUGCCCGGAAAAAGGCAGCUGGAGGAUCAGAGACCUAAAAAUGGAAACUGGAGUGAAAUAUGCUCAGCCAAGCACACAGAGAGGACGCACUGAUGUGAACGCAGUGACAAACUGGAACGCUCCUCUGGUCUGGGAGGGAACCUUUGACCCUGUGGUUAUAGAUGCAAUCUAUAAGAGGCUGGACCCAAGAGUGGCUGUGGUGGUUCUCGCUGUUGGAAAAUACACCCGUUUCCUGAAAGGCUUUCUGGAGUCGGCUGAAAAGUACUUUCUUGUUGACUUCCGGGUCACUUACUACAUCUUCACAGACAAUAAACAAGAUGUUCCCAAAAUUGAACUGGGUACGGGCAGGAAGAUCACAGUUCUCGAUGUCCCUAGUGCCACCCGCUGGCAGGAUGUAGUACUGAGCCGGAUGAAAUGGGCCACCAUCGCCAUCGACAAACAGAUCCGUAAUGAAGCAGAUUAUCUUUUUAUGAUGGACAUCGACAGUAUCUUCCACAGCCGCUUCGGAGCAGAGUCCCUCAGCCCGCUAUCUGCUGUGCUUCACCGUGGCUACUACAAGAAAUACAGGAAUUAUUUUCCAUAUGAGCGUCGGGGCACGUCCAAGGCGUACAUCCCUCCUGAUGAAGGAGACUACUAUUACACUGCUGCUGUCUGGGGUGGAUACCUGGAGGAAAUGUACAAGCUAGUCAAGUACUGUUACAUUCAGUCGGAGGAGGAUGCCAAGAAUAACAUUGAAGCUGUGUGGCAGGAAGAGAGUUACCUCAACAGGUACCUGUUGUACAACAAACCAACCAAGGUGCUGUCUCCAGAGUACUUGUGGUCAGAUUACGAUCAGGUACCAGCGGACAUCAAAGUGGUCAGGAUCUCCCAGCUGGUUAAGAAUUAUGCAGAGGUGCGGCCCAAUGGUGGACAGUGACAUAGAGUCAAUUCAAUAUUCAGGACAUCAAACCUUUCUUAAUGAUCAUUGGAAGAGCUGGUAUGCAUUGCUUUCCCAAGUAAGGUACAGGUACGAUACAAUGUGGUGUCAUGAUGUCUUGUCUUCUAAAGCACUGACAUUAUCUGAAUUCUCAGGGAUUAACAGUGUAUUACCUUUUUAUUGCGUUUCACUUUUCUACCCCUGUGACGACAACGGCCCGGGCCAGAUGCAUUUUGUUUUCGGGUUGUCCGUUUGUCCCAUUCUGGUCAAUUUGAUGGAAUUUGUUUAGAUUCAGCACAAAUGUUCACUUGGACUCAAAGAUGAACUGGUUUAACAUAUUUUUACAUUGCUACAUAAAUUAACUUAAUUAUUAUUGUUAUUAUUAUUAUUAGUUUACUUUUACCUUCAUCAGGCCAAAACUACUCUAUGUGAGCAUGUGUAUGUAAACGUAGGUAAUCGUACUUUCAGAUGAGGUCAAGUGUGAUAUGUAUGGCAGUAACAGAAGGGUGUACGUAAGGGGACGAACAGGACUAGGGGGUGUUCUGCCUAUUAAGGAUUUUCACACCUUCACUAAACUGACUCCACCCUGACCGAGGAGAGGCACCACUGCAUCCUUCAGAGACAUGCUGCAGCCUCUGGUUUGAAUCUUCGUGGAGAAGGAUUCAUACUGCAGCGAGACAAACACACCUCAAAGCUUUGCUAGAACUACUUGGAGAACAGGGACGAACAAGGAGUCCCAACCGCCAUGGACUUUCCUCCACAGCAAAAUAAAGUCUAAAAAAAAAAAAAACAACUUAUUUUUGGAUUGUUGUAUUUGGUUUUUCCUUGUGAAUUGAAGACCCCAGGUGACUGACAUUAAUGGGGAGGGCUGGAAACUGUUGUCAGUAUUCCAUAUACCCUGCCCAAAUCUGCAUCUAUAAAUCACGAGCAGAGGUCCCCAUCACCCAGAUUAGUGAUUAUCAAAGCCAUGCCACCUCAACUUCACAUUAUAAUGAAUUAUUAUGUUGUGAAGAGCAGGUCUGGAGGAGAAGCUCAUCAGAGGCUGUACAGGGCAGCGGUCAACAACCUUUUUUGCACCAUGGACCAGUUUUGGAAAGACAAAUUCUCAGAACCGGUUGUUGUUUGGUUCUUUUAGUUUUAGUAGGUCUAAUAAUCGGCUCUUACAAAACAUAACCAUAUAAUAGGAACACAACAACUGAAACUCACCAUGGAGCUGAAUAACUGGGAACCCUGAGCGUGAUGGUCCCAUGUGGGGGUGAUGGGACAGAGAGUGACACCUGAAGUGUGCUUCGUAUGUCCAGUCUACUCGGUACCGGUCCAUGGCCUGAUGGUUGGGGACCACUGAUGUAGAGGACUGAGUUCAGGUGCUUUGCUCACCUGCAGCAGAAGCCUGGGCACUCUCCUGCAAUAGUUGACUGCAAGUGUGUGAGUUCAUUCGUUCCUUGGACUUUGCAGUAUUUACCUGUGAUGUUAAAGUUAUGUUGUUAGUUUUGUAUCAUAACUCUUGAUAAGUUUAGAUAUUUUCUUUGUGUAACUGUAAAUUUAUAUUUUCUGUUUAUAUAAAAAAACCAGCAUCAAUUGUUGUCCACCUUCUUGGCCUAGACCCACUACUACCUAUACAGUAUGAGCCUAAGAGACUGCAAUAAAUCAUAAUGGGAUGGGA